CCCUCCGAUUUUACGUACCGCCAUGUGCAUCCGGGCGAGGAGCUCACCAAUCCAACGUAUGGCGAGGUUAUAUGCACAGCAAAGGGAAAGUUUGUGGUACGAGGAGGGACGGCAAUUCUGGAAUUAUAACCCUCAGGCGAGGUGAUAAAGACCUCAACACCCAAUCCUUUCAUUCCGUAUGAGGAAGAAGACCACCGAAACAAUAUGCGCCUGGAAGCCGAGAUUUACCAGGCACUCGGCGAAUGUGCUUCGAUUCCAGGAUUGAUCAACUGGAAUCCGUUGACGUAUUGCCUGACAUUGGAAUAUCUGGAGCAUGGAAACCUUCGGGAAUAUGUCAGGAGUAAUUCCGAAGCCCUGACACCCAGCCUGCGCCACAAAUUGGCGGGGCAAGCCGCUGCUGGUCUCCGCGUUCUUCAUAAUGCUCAUAUUAUCCACUGCGAUAUCUCCCCACGGAACUUCUUACUAGAUCAUGAACUAAACUUGAAGAUCUCGGACUUUGCUGGCUCUUCGUUGCGCGGUUCUCUCGCAUCCGCAUAUGCGAACACGCGCUAUCGCCAUCCCAAGUACAAAUGGGACGACCCUCCCCAUUACCAGGAUGACAUAUUUGGGUUGGGGUCAUUGAUCUAUUUUAUUAUGACCAAGCAGUACCCCUAUGAGGAGGUCCCGAGUGACGAAGUUGAGGCGAAAUAUGGAAGUUCACAAUUUCCGGUGUCAGCAGCAUCUCAUGCGGCACUAUUAUUCAACAGUGUUGGCACCCGGAAGUGACUGCAGCUUAGGUUUGUGACUUCUUUAAACAGCAAUCCCCUAGAUACCAAACAUGUGCUCGCCUUCCAGGAUAGGCUUCAGAGGUCUCUUGACUUCACAGCAACUUACGCCUCUGCCGGUGUGGACUUAUCUAGGGUCUAUCCCGGCAUACCCCUCAUCUCUCUGCAAAGGGCAGCGGGUUCGACUAAUUCUUUGGCCGAGAUGCUUUUUCUUAGAGAUUUGCACGCCGUUGUCGACUCUCGAGGCGUAGUGGGGGCAGCCGUCGGUAAUCACAUCCCAAGAGACUCUGUUGCAUGUAGCAGUACAGGUGUUAAUCCCG
This is a messenger RNA of Aspergillus aculeatinus CBS 121060, 1084 nucleotides long. Its product is annotated as protein kinase family protein. The transcript has a single exon. Gene Ontology annotation, molecular function: ATP binding; protein kinase activity. NCBI's taxonomy places the organism in Eukaryota, Fungi, Ascomycota, Eurotiomycetes, Eurotiales, Aspergillaceae. The record is from RefSeq and is a predicted model, not a curated record. The coding region runs from base 205 to 765 and encodes 186 amino acids. Gene Ontology annotation, biological process: protein phosphorylation.